UGGGAGUGGCUAGUGAAGGAAUAAGGCAGACAGGGGCAACACCCCCACCCCAGGACUAUACAUAGCCUCUGGCGCGUAUUCAUUUCCCCAGAGGCCUUCCUCUAUUCAAAAAAUCCGAGACUUCUGUGCUCUGGGACUCUUUCCUCAUCCACUCACUUCUUGUGAUCCUCAGAAUGAGCUGGAGGCCCGCUAACCCUUCCCCUCUCAGGGCGGUGGUCACCAGUUUCCUCUGGCCCGUCGCCCAUCCCAGAUAGCCUUGUUUAUGAAGGACUUACUCUCAGGGAGAGGCCUGUGUACAGAUAAUUUUCUAUCUUCUCUACCCGCAAGGUGGACUUGCUACCUCCUGGGGCUGUUUACCAGUUCUGUAACUAGGACUCCACAGGUAGAAGCCAUGUCUAUUUGGGGGUUUGCCUCCCCGACUCCCGACCGCUUUGCGGUGUCUGCGGAGGCCGAGGACAAGGUUCGGGAACAGCAGGCUCGCUUGGAGCGUAUCUUCAGCGUAGGAAUGAGCGUCCUCUCCAAAGACUGCCCAGAGAACCCUCACAUCUGGUUACAGCUUGAGGGCCCCAAGGAGAACAUCUGCAGAGCCAAGGAAUACCUGAAGGGGCUCUGCAGCCCAGAACUGCAGAGUGAAAUCCGCUACCCACCCAGACUGCACUGCAUCUUUGUGGGGGCCCAAGGCUUCUUCCUUGACUGCCUGGCCUGGAGCACUUCUGCCCACCUGGUGCCUCUGGUUCCUGGCUCUCUGAUGAUCAGUGGCCUAACUGAGGCGUUUGUGAUGGCCCAAAGCCGGGUGGAGGAGUUAGCACAACGACUGAGCUGGGGCCUUCUGCCACUGUCUUGUCCCGGAGCCCCUGACAAUGGCAGAGUGCUGAGAGACUUCUCUGCCCUGCUACAGACUAGGGAGGAUGCCUACACAGAGGCCCUGCUGCAGCUGCCCCUGGCCGUGCAGGAGGAGCUCCUGAGCCUGGUGCAGGAGGCAUCUAGAGGGCAGGGUCCACAAACACUGCCCUCUCGUGAGGUGGGGAGCCCAGGCAUGUUGAGUUCUCAGUAUCAGGGAGUCAGGGCUCCCUUGAGUGAAGAUAGGGAAUCCCUGGCCACUGGAGUGGCAGGGUCGGGAAAGUCUCAGGCAGUGAGAGGACCCAGUCAUGCUGUGGAGAAAGAGGGAAGGAAACAGGAUGCUGUCAGGGACAUGGGUUCAGGGUGGAAGGAGCCGUCUGGGGAAGAGGUCUGUGAGACAGGAGUGGCUUUUAGGUCACAGCUAGCAGGUGGAGGAGCAGAGGAAGUAGCGCCCUUAAAAGGAAGGGUCUUCGGGAAACAGGAGGUUCCUCAACAAAGAGGAGGGUUUGGUGUUCAGGGUGAACCUUCUGGUGCCCAUGUGCCUUGUCAGAGGGCAGCUCCAACCCGGGGAGCCUCUCUCCUCCAGCGGCUCCAUAAUGGGAACACCUCGCCUCUGAGAGUACCUAGCCCUCCGCCGGCGCCGGAACCCCCUUGGCCCUGUGGAGACCGAGACCGAGACCGAGAUCGAGAUCGAGAUCGAGGAGACAGGGGAGACAAGCAGCAGGCUGGGGCUCGAGGUCGAGGGUCUCCAUGGAAACGAGGCACUCGUGGGGGCAACUUGGUGACUGGCACACAGCGUUUCCAGGAAGCCUUGCAGGAUCCUUUCACCCUGUGCCUUGCCAAUGUGCCUGGCCAGCCAGAUCUCCGCCAUGUUGUCAUUGAUGGCAGCAACGUGGCCAUGGUGCACGGCCUCCAGCACUACUUCUCAAGUCGGGGCAUUGCUCUUGCUGUGCAGUACUUCUGGGACCGUGGCCACCGUGACAUAACCGUCUUUGUGCCUCAGUGGCGCUUCAGUAAGGAUUCCAAGGUCAGAGAGAGUCACUUCCUGCAGAAGCUGUACUCCCUGAGUCUGCUGUCCCUGACACCCUCCCGAGUGAUGGAUGGCAAGAGGAUUUCUUCUUACGAUGACAGGUUCAUGGUGAAGCUGGCUGAAGAGACUGAUGGGAUCAUUGUCUCCAAUGACCAGUUCCGGGAUCUGGCUGAGGAGUCUGACAAGUGGAUGGCGAUCAUCAGAGAGCGCCUUCUGCCCUUCACCUUUGUGGGGAACCUCUUCAUGGUCCCAGAUGAUCCACUGGGGCGAAAUGGCCCUACCCUGGAUGAGUUCCUGAAGAAGCCAGUCAGGAAGCAGGGCUCCUCUAAGUCUCAGCAGCCCUCCAAAGGUCCCACAGAACAUGGUCAUCAGCAGCAGGGGAAGGAAGUGGAGAAGGGCAGUGGUGGCAUUCGGAAGACCCGGGAGACAGAGCGGCUCCGGCGCCAGCUGCUCGAAGUGUUUUGGGGUCAGGACCACAAGGUGGACUUCAUCCUGCAGCGGGAACCGUACUGCCGGGAUAUUAACCAACUUUCUGAGGCCCUGCUGAGUCUCAACUUCUGAGCCUUUCUGCCCUGCAUAGCUGCUACCCUACUAGAGUCAGCCUCCCCCAGCCCAGCCUCCUCACUUAUGGUCCCUCUGCUGUUCAGACUAUGACCUAGACUCAUUCUAAAAUGGCGUUUCAGCCAGAGAAAGUA
Messenger RNA from Rattus rattus (black rat), 2565 nucleotides. It is a transcript of the gene Khnyn, whose product is annotated as KH and NYN domain containing. Bases 263 to 2431 code for a protein of 722 amino acids. The transcript is spliced from 8 exons. Gene Ontology annotation, cellular component: nucleus; cytoplasmic ribonucleoprotein granule. NCBI's taxonomy places the organism in Eukaryota, Metazoa, Chordata, Mammalia, Rodentia, Muridae. Gene Ontology annotation, molecular function: mRNA binding; RNA endonuclease activity. The record is from RefSeq and is a predicted model, not a curated record.